Messenger RNA from Pelobates fuscus (common spadefoot toad), 1777 nucleotides. It is a transcript of the gene TMEM25, whose product is annotated as transmembrane protein 25. The transcript is spliced from 9 exons. The record is from RefSeq and is a predicted model, not a curated record. Gene Ontology annotation, biological process: negative regulation of excitatory postsynaptic potential. NCBI's taxonomy places the organism in Eukaryota, Metazoa, Chordata, Amphibia, Anura, Pelobatidae. Bases 488 to 1414 code for a protein of 308 amino acids.
UUCAGGUCAGUUCACUGUUUAGUGAACACAUCUUCUAAAUUAGCAAAGAGAUACUCAAUUUGCAAAACCCUCAUCCCUCAUAGUACCUGUCACUGUUACCCGACAGCCCAAAUCAUUCUUGACUCCUUGCAAUAGGCCAUGCAGUGUAAACUAAAACAAGGCCAUUGCUCAUUAUCUGGGUGUUGGGCGCCAUCUAGUGGCAAGUCAUGUCGGUCAUGGCUUGGCUCCGCCUGCUGGAUGCUGGCCACUUGGAAUACCACUGCAGAGGUUGAAUGGUUGAACAGAACGUUGUGGUUGCUGAUGUUGCAGGUGCAGUUAUGGGGUGAGAGAGAACGAUGCAUGGCCUGUACAAUCCAGUUCAGGGCGUCAUAGAAACAGUCACAGCACCUUCUCAGAGAUCAGCAGAUGGGAGGACAGAGUUUGCAUCAGACCCCAGCCUCAGCUGAUGUCGCAAUGAACCUGGCGUGAUUGAUGUGUCCUGUCCAGAAUGCUGCUUAGUGUAUCUCUGCUGCUUUUAUACCAGCUAUUGCAUAGAGGUAUUGGAGAGCCACUUCAAAAUGAGGAGACUCAAGGAUUUCCAUGCGAGGGGGCUAGUCCUUCCUUAACAUGGUACCUCAAUGGGGUGAAGCAAGAUACCGGGGUGGGCAAGGACCCUCCAUUCCUUUUACCCCUAACCCCUGGCAGUUCUAGUAUACUUACCCUAGCAGAAAGUGGGGCAGAUAACUGCAGCGAACCAUCACAGAGAGGAGAAGAACUCCUGAGCGUGCACUUUCCUGCUGACUCUCCAGGUCAUAUUUCACGUAGUUCCGGGCUCUCUUUACUCCUACUCCUAGUAAUCCGAGCCCAGCCUCCAACCAGCUUUACUCUGCGUGGCCAGGACGGGAAGCUUGCGCUCAACUCUUCUCGUCUGCUCUUACUUGACACCCGAAACGUGGAAGGCAACGGGAGCUUAAAGGUAAAGGUCAGCACUGAAAAUGGUGGCAUCAGCCGAGCAUCUGUAUCAGCAUUGGGUCUCCUCUCCACCCGGGUAGAACUCCCCCUCUUGGCAUUGGUUGUGGGGGUUGCUGGAGCGACUGCUGGUAUUAUUUUGGUGAAUUCCCUGAUCUGCUGCUUCUUGCUAAGGAGGAAAAGGAGGGAACACGGCAUGAGAAAUCAACUAACGCUAAGCACAUCGAAUAACAUGAAGUUAAAUAACAGUUGUCUCCCUCGGGAACACAUGUCUCUACCGUCCAACCUGCAGCUCAACGAUCUACGACCCCAAGCCAGAGGACUGCAGGAUGCUUCGGCAGGUGAUACACAGGAAGAUGUGUCUCUGCGUUGUGGAAUAUUGUCUGACACAGGAUUUGAUCGUUUUCCACUGGUUGGUUACAUUUAUAAAGCACCCAGUGUGAGCAGUGAUGAAAUAUGGCUGUGAUGUCACUUUACCCCACACAUUUUUCCUCUCAUAUACGUGUUGGGCAGAACAUGACCUGCAGGUCCUUUUAAUACUUGAUUUUCCAGCACAAUGCAUGUAACUUAAUGCCCUUCCACCCAAGAUGUAUUGCAGAAAGGGGUAUGGAUAUUUUAGGAUGGUAGGAGGUAACUAGUGCUUCAACCAAAGAUGUGUCUAUUCCUAGAGCCAGUGUAGGCAAAACAUUGGUAGCAUUGUGCCGAAAUAAAGCCAUAGGGUGUAUGCAACAUUUGUAUAUGUUGGCAAAUUCUGGAUGUAUUAUGUACGAGUGUGGCAGCUGCUUUGAGAGGUCAUAUGUGUGUAAAUGUGGACUGUGCAUGGUGUUGU